Scylla paramamosain (green mud crab) is the source of this 1116-nucleotide messenger RNA. RefSeq lists its product as uncharacterized. The coding region runs from base 14 to 892 and encodes 292 amino acids. Gene Ontology annotation, cellular component: plasma membrane. The transcript is spliced from 3 exons. Gene Ontology annotation, molecular function: protein binding. Lineage: Eukaryota; Metazoa; Arthropoda; Malacostraca; Decapoda; Portunidae. The record is from RefSeq and is a predicted model, not a curated record.
AGCGUUGAGUGUGAUGGGCUGGGGGUGGCGGCCUGCGGAGUGCGGUGGGCGUGGCAGCCCUGCGCUGGUGUGGGCGUUGGUGUUCGUGCUAGCGUGGGCUGUCGCGUGGGCGGGGCGGGAUGAGGACUGUGACAUGGGGGAGAUGCGGUGCCACGAUGGAAGCUGCGUCUCCGCUGACCAGUACUGCGAUGGCGAGGCGGACUGUUCUGGCAGCGAGGAUGAACCGGCCCACUGCACGCAGUGCAACCGCCUGUACUAUGGCACAGUGGGCAAGACGUACGAGCUGCAGGUGCUGUGGCCGCUGCAGACCAAGCGAGCGCCGGUGUGCAACCUGACGCUGGUGGCUGCCGGUGGCCCGCACGGAGACCUCAUCCAGCUCGCCUUCCACAAGUUCACGCUCGGGAAACUCAACUCUCACACUGACCAGGGCUGCCCGCACGGCCACAUGCAGAUCAUAGAGAACCAGCGCAUCUACAGGCCGGGCUUCUGGUGCGGGGACGGCCUCGGGCUGCCCAUGUAUUACUCCGAGACGCCCUCCGUGUCAGUCAUCAUCUCGCGGCUCCCCACAGACGACGACCUCACCGCCCUCGACGACUUCCCGAGUUUCUACGUCAAGAUGUCGUACAAGUUCCUGCGGCGAGGGUCUGCUGUGGUGCGCUACGGGAUGGAGGAGGAGCCCAAGUACCUGGGCCUGCGGGACAAGACCACGGUGUGCAACGCUUUCUUCUCCAACUGUGACCAGCAACCGUGCUACGUGCAGUCCCCCAACUUCCCGGGCAUGUACCCACGCAACACCACGUGCUACUACCACCUCAAGCAGACCAAGGCGCCGCCCGGCAAGCGAGCCAUCAUCGCGCUCAGCCAAGACGACGGCCAGCUGGUGCACACAUAAAGAGUCAGGCGCAGCCACACGACACGGCCGAGCGCCACCUCAAACUGUACGAAGACUGCUACUACGUGGGGGACUACGUGCGUGUGUACGACGGCAACUCCACCACCUCGCCCGUGCUAGUCACCUUCUGCCGAGGCGACAUCGUGCCGGAGAUCGUGUCCUCUGGGCCAGACGUCCUCAUUGAGUUCACCACGUCGCCUUUUGACAACCCGAACCACGAAAUG